AUGAGACAGCCGGAGCUCUGCACCAACCACAGAGCCCUGUGCAAGGAGGUGAGGGGACAGCUGGUCGCCACCGAAAGGCUGCGGGUUCCCAGACAGGUCUGGGAAAGGGCGAAGCCGAAGGAAUUGGACAACAAGCUGAAGGACCUCAACUGGAUGGCUGUGCACCAGAGGCUGGGCUCAGAGGCAGUGGAGGACUGUGUCCAGGGGGCGCUGUCCUCUCUGUACCCCCCCUUUGAAGCCACAGCUCCCCCUCUCCUGGGCCAAGUCUUCUCUGUGCUGGAGGGGACCUAUCGCCAUGACGCCCUGCGCUACCUGCUGGACUACUUUGUCCCUGCCAAGAACCUGCUGCACAGACUACAGCAGCAAGCGUGUUCUCAGUACGUGGGCUGCCUGUUCAUUCACCAGGGCUGGCCUCUGUGCCUGGGCGAGAGGGUGGUGGUCCAACUGUCCACCCUGGACUGGCGGCUCAUGGGACCCCGGGACUUCUACCUGCAGGUGGUGCCCUUCUCCACCCGCAGCCCCCGCCUGGCGCUCAAGUGCCUGUCCUCCGGGGGGUGCACCGUGCAGGAGGUGCUGAUCCCCGAGACCCAGCACGCCCACGUCUUCACCCCGGAGUGGCUGAACGGGAUCAACAAGGAGAGGGGCGGGGGCCGCAGGCUGGAGACCUGCCUGGUGACCACGGGGGAGGGUCUGGUCAAAGUCCCCUGGGAGGACAUCGUCUAUCCCAGGUUCGUGCCGGAGCCAGAAUGUCCACUGGGACAGGGCCCGGUUCCGAACCCGGCCCCUCCCCGGAGCCAAGGGAAGGAUGCCAACUCCGUUCCGGGCCGGGACUCUGACAACGAAGGAGAGUCCCAGCCUGCAUCCGGGGGAGUACCACCGGUGGCCAAGAAUGCUACAGACCAAGACAAGCACCUUGAAACACUCGGAGAAGAGGAGAUCCCAAGCCCCACCAGAGGAGAGGUGCCAAAGGAGGAGGAAGCAGGAGGGGACUACGUGGAGCUCCUGGAAUUUCAGGGAGGCACAGACGUAGGUGGGAGAGUGGGCUCGGACUCGAAGCGGAGGUAUUUGGAAAUGCAUGGCAUCUGCAAGACCAAAACUGUCCCGCUGUGUAAGAAGGGCAAGGGGGGUAAAGGGAGGAGAGCCAAGGCCUGGGUCCAUUGCAGAAACGAGAUGGCGGGUGGGAUGAAGAAGACCUCUUCCUCCUCCUCCUCCUCCUCCGUGGGUGGUCACUCUGGAAAGGGGGAUUCGGGGUCAUCCGGGGAGGAACUGUCACGACCUGCCCUCGAUAUGAUCAGUCUGGAGAGAGAAGAAAAACCUGAUCACUCUUCCCACCUGUCAGGCAAGAAGUGGCCCGUCGGAUCGUCUGGGAAGGGGGAGACUGAUCCGGGGAAGGAGGGAGACACGGGAGAUGGUAAUGGAUUGCUUGGAUCUCGGGAUUCCCCAGAUGGUCGGGCAAACAAGAACUGUGAGGAGUCGGGUGGUGAUGGAGAGGGAAUGCAAACCAAAGAGCAAUCAGCAACCCAGGGAACCAAUCACAGCACCGGGACGCCUGAGAAAGACCAAUCAGAGGAGACUAGUGGGUCAAGUCAGGUCUCAGAUUUAAUGACGGAAUCCCCACAGAAUAAGAGUGAAACAGAAGGUGACCAGUCUCUUCCAGGCAAAAGCUCUGCAGACUCACUGCCCACCUCAACUUCAAAAUCUGCUUCUCUCCCAGGACAGACUAAUAGUCAGUGUCACUCCAGUUCAGGCCCAGGACAAGAUAGCCAGGUGGCAGUGCAUUAUGGGGAGGCAGAGGAAAAAGCCAUCCCUCCUAGAAUAAAGACUGGAAAGGCAGUGGGUUCCAGAGCACACAGGAGGAAGAGGAGGGUGAAAGGUGGGAGAGGGAAGUCCAAGUCAUCAGGACAGUCAAGGAAAGCGGAUGUCAAGGAAAGCACCCCACUUUCUGAACCAAAGGCACCCUCCCCAACCCCCCAGCAGCCGGAGCUGAAAGCUCAGCCCACCGGCUCCACACAGGAACCUCCUUCCAACCCACCGCCCCCUACACCUGACAGCCAAUCAGAGCCAGUCCAGUCUCCCGGGGUCAAAGGUGAGGGGUCACAACUGUCAAAUGCCAGGAGAGACCAGACUGAAUAUGACCGGACCGCUUCAGACAGAGAUGCGGAGAGCAGUACCGCCAAGGAGCCAGAGAUCCCGCCCCCCCAAGGCGACAGCCAACCACGCGCAGCCUCGCCCGACCACAGCCAGGGGAAUGUGGAGCAAAACCGGCUUCCCGACCAAUCGGGUGGCUCCUCCUGCCAAGCCCCUCCCCUCCUGCGGGACCUCAACCCUGAGCUCCUCCAAUCAGGGAUGCUGAUUCUGCCAGGCACAGUGGACAGGAUGGGGCGAGCCCUGGUCGUCAUGGAAGCGCGGAGCCAGGGAUGGGGUUUCCGCGACGACGAGGUCGCCAGCGCCCUCGCGUGCUUCCACGGCCUCACCAGGUGUUAUUCCAUAUACAAACACUCCGUUGUUGUUUCUCUGUUUUCCGCUGUGCAGGCGGAAGACAGCUCUGCCCCGGUGAAGCCCACCCGCAGACGCAACCCCAGCUUCGACCUGCAGGCCCUGCUGGCCCCCCGGAGGAACUCCAGGGACCCUGGUGGGAGACCCGGGGGCGAGACCCAGCCAGCAUCAGACUCCCAGCUGGUCACUCAGGCGGUGGACUACUUCAAGCUCCGACAGCAAGUGGUGGGAUGCCUAGGCCCCACGGGGCCUCCCAGGGCCCCACUCUCCCUGCCCCUCUGCCUGCAGGCCCCUGUCCAGAGGCUCCAGGAGUACUGUGAGCUCCUGGAGGAGCUGAGCGCCCUGGGGGCCCCCCACACCCCCCCUGCAGGGCCCGCUGCCCUCGCCGUGCUCCGGCACGCUCUGAGGCACGGCUGGGACCUCCGCGCCAGCACCCUCAUCACUGGCUGCCCGGUAAGAUCGCCCAGAGCCACGUGGUCUCCAUCGUGGUCUCCAUCGUGGUCUCCAUCGUGGCCUUCAUCGUGGCCUUCAUCGAGGCGCAAUGGAAAACCAGCACAGGCAGUGGAGCUGGGGCUGACGCAGACGGUCGGGGACAGUGGCCUGCGGUUUGCGGUGUGGGUCAGACAGUGCCGGUCCAGGGACUCCCUCACUCUGCAGGCUCCGUCCCCAGACAGCCGGCUGGCCUGGACACGAGACAUUGCCCUGCUGCUGUGGGCGCAUGCCAUCCGUAAUGAUGGUCAGUCUCAAUUAGUGUCUGUCCUUCUCCGUGUUGGACUGUCUGCAACUCUCUCUCCUUCAGUGUGCUUGGUUUAAGCCUCUCUUGUGCUUCUGUUAAUUCCUGUUACA
Messenger RNA from Lepisosteus oculatus (spotted gar), 3342 nucleotides. The record is from RefSeq and is a predicted model, not a curated record. NCBI's taxonomy places the organism in Eukaryota, Metazoa, Chordata, Actinopteri, Semionotiformes, Lepisosteidae.